Molecule: messenger RNA, 4883 nt
Organism: Xyrauchen texanus (razorback sucker)
Lineage: Eukaryota; Metazoa; Chordata; Actinopteri; Cypriniformes; Catostomidae
Product: lebercilin-like
Exons: 9
Coding region: 80-2419 (779 amino acids)
Biological process (GO): intraciliary transport
Cellular component (GO): axoneme
Source: RefSeq, a predicted model, not a curated record
UGAAAUGAGGGCGCAUCAGCUGACUUCCAUCCCCUUAUCAUUACCUGGAUGCCGAACAUCACGCUGAUUGUGGGAAGACAUGGACUCAAAUGUAGAUAAUCAGGAAUCAGAGCACAGCCGAUUGUCUCAUCGUAGGGAUGGCAAGCUCUCGGAAUCUUCUUUCCAAUCUCGGAAAAAGGAGAAAUACCGUAAUGACAUAGAGAGCUCAGCUGGGGAUUGUGCACGGAUCCGAACGCGAGAGCCGGACGGAGACCCAGAACAUGAUCGUGGUUCAGAUGGAGAUCGCAGCAGUGCCUCUUUCUACUCUGAUGAUUAUGAAAAUGUCUCACACUCUGAUCGGUGUCUCUCGCCACGGUCAGUGUCUCCAUCAGCACACAAAAGAGGGAGAUCUAGAAAGAUGUCCAGCAGCCCCUUACAUCGAGCAGGUGUUCGUAAAAGUGUGCCACGGCGUCCCCCGCCCCACUCCCAACAUCCAACAGGAGGCAUACGAUCCCAUACCUUAAGUAAAGAUGCACCAUCCAAAGAUGUCGACAUGGUUACUAAGCGCAUGCUCUCUGCACGUCUGCUUAAGAUCAACGAGCUGAAGAAUGCACUGUCUGAGCUUCGUUUACAUUCGGAUGAGCUGCAGCGUGAAAACCGUUUAUUGCGACAGUUGCAACUGCGACAAGAGAAAGCACUGCAUCGCUACAAUGACACAGAGAGUGAGAUUUCACAGCUGCUGUCUCGCCACAACAACGAGACCCAUGUUCUGCGCGAGAGGCUGCGACGCAGUCAGGAGAACCAGCGCGCUGCUGAGCACAGCCUCCGGGAGACGGAUGCCCAGCUCCAGCGCUGUCGCAGCCAGCUGCAGAAACUGCAGCGACUCGCAGACGACCAGAAUCUCGGAGAGAGGGAGGAACUCUCACGCAAACUGAUGCAUGCUCAAGCAAAAUUGCAAGAGAGUGAACGUAGAGUGAAGGAAUUGGAGAAGAACACUGAGUUGAGUAGCGGGAGCUUUCAGAGGCAGCUAGCUAAUGAGGGGAGAAAAACUCACGAUGCCCAACAGGAAGUUAAAGCACUACAGGAGGAAGUGGAGAGACUUUGCACUAAACUAAAGGAGAAAGAAAGGGAGCUGGAUGCUAGGAACAUCUACUCUAACAGGAUGGUGAAAGCUUCUUCUAAGAAAGAAGUAGAUAAUGGCAGCAGGAGGAAAGACACCAGUACAACCAGAACUAAAGCUGUACAGACUGAGGAAAGGACAUCCUCAGUGGAUUUCCCCUCGCCUCCUCCAGCUCUUGGCAAUGAGCUCCCACCUGACGACCAAACUGAUGAUUGCCUCUCUCUGAAGGUUCGAAAGCCUACUAAGAAUCACAGUGUAAAAAAGCAGGAUCCGCAAGGCAGAAAGCAGAGACAGAAAGAAGUAAACGACUGGAAGAUCCAAGAUUUAUGGAGUGAGAGGGAGAAAGAAAGAGAGAGGGAAUCAGCAGUUGAACAGACAAGAGAGGAGAAAUCAAAAGUGAUACCGCAAGACAGAGAAAGAGAAAUGGAGCUACUGAAAGACAAGGUGAGGCUAAGACUACUAGAUCAACAGCUCAACUCGCAUGAGAAGAACUCAAAUGGACACAGAAAUGGCCUGCACAAAGAGGAAGAGGAUUGGAGGAUUGGCCUAUCUGUUUCUCGGAAGGAGGAAGAGAUCAGGAAGCAGCGUGAACUGGAAGAGGAAGACCUUAAAGCGAGAAAUCAGGAAAUCCAUGUGACCAAUCAAGAGCGAGCUGAAGAGGAACGUCAGCGCAAGGAGCAACUAUUGGCAAAGAUGCGAGAGAUUGACAUGCAGACUCAAGGCCAGGACUCUGACUUCUUCUCAGAUGAGACGGGAAGUGUCCGCUCUCCACCACGGUUGUCUGAGCAGCGAAACCAGAGUGGUAUUUUUAAAUUAACAGACCCAGACGAGAACCUAAACCAGUCUGGGAGUGGGAAAAGGGUGGCUGGUCUCAGAACACAGCGACCUAAUGAGGAUCUCGACCUUGGCUUUAGCAGCUACGCUCCAUCUUUUGGUAAAUCUGCUCCCCGGGGAGGUUUGGGCUCACGGAAUGCAAAUCAGAACUCAAACCCACAGCCUCCCCGAGAGCUGGAUGGAGGGCUGGAUCUGGGUGGUCUUGUGAAAGAGAGGAAGUCCAACCUCAUGCAGCAGCUUUUCGGGUCCACUGCCACUCCUCCACUUUCUGACCCACCCAGCAAAAUGGAGAUCCGGAGCCCCCCUCUUACGGCCCAGCUCCCAUCAGGACCAGUGAAUGGACGCAGCAGGGACACAGACACACCAACUGUACUAAACACCAAUUCUCUCCCCUACAAUAGAAGCACUCUCCAAGUCUCUGAGAGCCGACCUGCAGUUAGGGCCAUUACAUCAUUUGAUGAUGACAUAGAGGAAGUUACACUCUGAAUGGGAUGCCUUUAUAAACAUUGGCAUGAAAGAAUCAGUUUCUUGAAAACGGUAGAAGAGCAUCCAAAACCCCAUUGGUUUUGUGCUCCUUUAUGAAGUAAUCUCUGAUUAAAGAAUCCUUGGUUUGCUACCAUGCCACUUUCUUUACCUUCCAUGCUCUGGGUGAAUCAUAGAGGAAGUUUCACUAUUUUCUUUAGUAAGGUAUGCAAUGGAAAAGCUAAUUUCAUGUCUCUGUGCAGAGUCCAAAAUUUACAAUUGCCAAGCACCAAAUGUAAGUUAGAACUGUAACCAGUUUGCCUGGAACAUUAUUGGGAGCCUCAACAUUAGUGCUGCACGAUUAAUCAUAUCGCAAUCGCGAUGUCAGCAUUUGCGAUUAUAUGACGGCAAAAUCCUGCGAUUAUAUUAAAUAAAUAAGUGAACCACUAUUUUCUACACCACUAAUAAAGAUGACCAGUCAGUCUUAGUUUAGGGAGUGGCACGUGUGGUCAUGUCAUGUGAGUUUCCGGUGUGCAGCUUGGAAAUCAAGUGAAAAUGGACACCGAGCAGACCGACACUGAACUGGUGGCCAGAAAAUAUAUCUUUAUUUCAUCCUUAAAGUUCAUAUAAUACGGGAGCGUUCCAUGUAAUAAACACAAACUCCAAAACUGUCAUUCUCUGUGUGGUCAGAGCCGCUUCAACCAGUCACAGAAGAGACAAAAUUUGAGCGAGAGUCGAGACCGGGAGAGAUAUAAAGUUCUGCCGGGUGAUGCGCACUCUAACACGGAGACACUCCUCUCUCAACCCCGUUGUCUGCAGCUCGAAUGUCUGAUAGAAACACAGAUCACAGCUUGGCGAUUAUAUCUUUAUUUCAUCCUUAAUUCAAGUUCAUAGAUAUUUUCCCCAAAUCGCGCAGCCCUACUCAACAUGAUACAUGGUUUAAAGACUGGAUUACACUACACAACUUUAGCUACAAUUUCAGCCCCAAUUUGCUAUUGGGAUUUGUUACUUGUCGACUCCAGUCAGCUGAUCAGUUGGAGACAGAUUUCACAGAAUAUCUUUUAGUAUAUGAUAGUACCGACUCCGAUUUCUUACCCUCAAACUAUGGUUACACCCACUUUAGAAGGGGACUAUAGAAGAAAAUCUAGCAGUGUAUGAUGCUCCAAAACUAAAAUCUGAAGUCAUACGUGCAUGCUGGUCAUUCAAAUGGAGAUGGAGAACAAGCACUUGAAGUUGGACUGUAAAAAUAAUAGUCUCUCUAAAGUGAUUCAAAUCAAAGUCAUAAAAACCUCCUAUCAAAGAAAGCAUCUGACGGAAUGUCCACUAACAUAUUUUUACCUCAGUGGACAAUCUGAGGUUUACCCAGAAUGACUAAAGGUUUUUUCCAUGUGCCAACACAUGUGGAAUAAUCCUUAUAUUCCAUUGCACAAAAACAAAAAUAUAUCAACACAAGUCAUGAUGUUUCUAAAGCUUUUUUUGGCAGUUGCAGUUUCACUGGAGACUGGUUCAUUUUAAAUAUGAUGCUGCGUUUCACUCCAUGACCUGCAAUCUUUGCCACAAAUGUACAAGAAAAAAAAAAAAUUAAAUUGCCAUAAAUACAGAAAAGAUAUAUUUUUUUAAGACAAAUUAUGUGAAAUACAGUUUCAUGGGUGGUCAGAUAUAGUAAUGGCCAGUACAUUUUCUUAGUUCAUUCAACAUUGGCAUAUUCAUUUUGGAACCUGCCAGUGUGUGUUGUUAUAAUUGCUGAGAAACUUCCUUGCAUACCACAUGGAAAGCAAAUAUUGUUUUGAGAUUUUCUUUGGAAACAUUUACUAUAAGAACCUGAUAAGUAGGGGGUUUUGUGCAUUUGCUGGUAGUAUUCUGAAAGUUACAGUUUAUGUGUUUGUCUGUGAGAGGAAAAGCUCUAACACUUCAGUAAUGAUAUGACUGUGGCAAAGCUCUGUCCUCUCACAGAGCCACUUUGUGGCUUGGCUGACUCAUCUUAAGACUGUGUCCUCUUUGAACCAGUCCUCCCACACAGCACUUUUUUAGUUGUUCUCCUCCACAUCUUGCAUUAAAUGAAUGUCAGUGUCAAUUAGUUUAUGUGACAAAGGAUAAUGUCUGAGAGACAGAGUUUGUAGUUUUCAGAUUAAAUAAUGAGCCAAAUACUCAGUCUGUUCUGUUGUUUUUGUGUUUAUGCACACUGUGUGAUCGCAUUUGGGUUAUAAUAUUAAUUAAACCAUAGAGAAAUGUAUUGAGUAAAAUAGAAUGCUCCGCAGAUGUAGUGUCUUUGUUUGCUUGGUUUAACGUGGUGAGUUGUUUUAAUUGUUUGAUGUAUCAUAUUUGAAGAAAUAAGAAAUGUUUACGUGGACAUUUUGAAUGUUCUAUGAAGCCCAGGCUCAUGAAUGUACAAAAACAUUUGUGUAGAGUUAUCUGUGUGAUUUUAUAUUUUUUUGUAUUUAUAUAUUCAUUUUAUUAUUUUAUCAAAGUAAUUAAAUUGAACUUGUGU